Trichoderma aggressivum f. europaeum is the source of this 2124-nucleotide messenger RNA. RefSeq lists its product as uncharacterized. Bases 1 to 2124 code for a protein of 707 amino acids. The record is from RefSeq and is a predicted model, not a curated record. Lineage: Eukaryota; Fungi; Ascomycota; Sordariomycetes; Hypocreales; Hypocreaceae. The transcript has 3 exons.
AUGGAUUCUAAAAGGCCGCGCGACGACAACUCGGAUGGCGAAGCUGGUUCAUCGGGCACGGCUGACGUUAUAAAUAAACAUAAACGUCGGAAAACAAAUCAAGCAGUUAAUCUCUGCCGAGAAUGCAAACAACUCGACAUCGACGGUCUCUUCCGUAAAGCUUUCGAAGACUUCCAAAGAGCCAGAAAAGGCUUAAUCAAGCGCCCUUCAGAACUAUACAGCGGGCGAAACGACGGUCCUUUAUUCUAUGGAGAUGCUUUCUUUGCUCAUUCGUUUGGCAGUCGUCUAUCGGCGAGAGCAACAUGCCCUCUGUGUCGCUUCUUUUGGUCCAUGAGAAUCCAACCGGAUAAGCGUCAUGCGAAAUACAAGCUUCUUGGGUUUUGCAGCAGCGAAAGUUGGAUAUUUGGCCUCUCCAAGUUGAAAAAGAGUCCAGCUUGGCACAAUACGCGAGAUACGGUAUGGAUGGGCGUCAUGCCAGAUGUUCCGUCUAUACCACAGUCUGGUCAUGGCGAUGGUUGGCUGGACAAAGACAUCCCGGCAGUUGGACAAAUCUACCUUUUGCAGCCUGAUGAGAACGAGGAGGAUAGUCCCGCAUUAUUGGAAGCGCGGCAUCUCAGUGACGCAGUCGAUUUCACUCUUGCACAGGAGUGGUUCUCGUUUUGCCGAAAGUGGCAUUUGAGCUCCUGCAGUCGUCCGAACAAGGGUGAUACCAUCACUCGAGGGUUUCGUGUAAUUGACUGCGAGAAGGAUCCGCCGGCGGUAGUGGAAAUGCCCUGGGGUGUUGAAUAUGCCGCACUCAGCUAUGUAUGGGGCCAGCGGCCGGAAGACUUGGUUGACUGGCCUGCAACAGUCUUCGAUGCCGUUGCGCUUGAUCCUAUGGAGAAAGACUAUCUCAUAUCCCGGAUGACCACAAUUUACGAAUAUGCUGAGCUCACUAUUGUAUCAGCUUCUGGGUCUGGAGCAAGCGAUGGCCUCCCUGGGGAGAGAGAUUCUGCCCAAAUACCCAAUGGACAACAUAUGGAGGACUAUCUUUUGGGAGGAAUAUUCAAGAGUGAAACGUCUGGUGGAGAUUUGGAGAUGGGCAGCCAUCAACGAGAUGUUAUACAGACAGAUGAAUACCGGCUUGAAUACGGAUUUCCUGUUCCAAACGAAGCCUCCACCGGGUCACAACUACGAUCGUUGAAUGACCAUAUCCGUGCUUUUUCGGCAAGAAAGCUAAGUCAUGGUGGAGAUUCACUCAAGGCUUUCCUUGGUAUCGCCGGUAUGUACAGAGACAAGAGACUUUGUAUAUAUCUUGGCAUUCCCAUGUGGAUGGACGAUAUCUUGGUCGACCUGACGGGCUCUUACAUUACAUUCGCCCUCUCAGUCUGCUCAUGGUACCAUCGCAGCGGUACAGAGCACCAAAUGUUCAUUUCAGAACCCUGUAUUCGCAGAACACAUCUGCCAUCCUGGACAUGGGCGGGAUGGCAAGGCACAGUAUCAUGGCGUGCUCCACCGUCCGACGAGCAUAGUGUCUUUAUGAGCGAUCUGAUCACUGCCGAGCCAUUACAGAUCCACUUGGUAUGGGCGACAGAUUUGUAUCUAAGGUCACCAUGCGAGCCAGUGUGCUUACGAUUACUGAACUUGUACUCUACAGAUGUACUAGAGGCAGAAGUUCCUACGCUGCUCGAAGUACGGAACCCCUUAGUAUUGAAGUAUUCGGAAAGGCACGAGGUCAAAGGAAGCUGGGAAUGGAGACGCCUAGCAGGCAGGGCGGGCGAAACACGCCGUUACCAGGCCGAACGACAAGAGUGGGAUAAGAAAUGGUACCGCAUCGCCGGCAGGCUCGCCUGUGUCAGCAUGUCCAUUUCAAUAACAGAAGAGGACUGGACUCGAAAGCACGAUACAGGCGAGCUCAUCAGUGUGCUCAUCUUUGCUGCUCAACGGCCCCGUACAGAGCAUGGCCGGGCAAGGUUUUUGACCCUGCAGAGGGUCGAGUCUGAUUCGUUUGAGACGAGGUGGGAGAGAGUUGGGACGCUGCAGCUUACCAUUCCGGAGGUUGACUUGGAUAAGUGCUUUACGAAUGAGGAGUUUCUGAGGAGGAUUCCGGUGAGAGAGUGGAGAGGUGCAAUUGUCAUCCAGUAG